Gamsiella multidivaricata is the source of this 919-nucleotide messenger RNA. RefSeq lists its product as uncharacterized. The transcript has a single exon. NCBI's taxonomy places the organism in Eukaryota, Fungi, Mortierellomycota, Mortierellomycetes, Mortierellales, Mortierellaceae. The record is from RefSeq and is a predicted model, not a curated record. The coding region runs from base 156 to 869 and encodes 237 amino acids.
CUUCCCUUUCUCUCCCUUCUCUCCUUUCAUUUCUCCCUUUUCCUUCCCUCUUCACCCUUCAAUUGACAUUCUAUCACCAUUCCCGCACUCGCACUUCACCCUCACCCAUCCAUUCCUGGCACCCUACCAUAUCCUCUGUCGUCGAGCCCGGCAUUAUGUCGAACCCCAAUCCACCUUUCGGCGACUUCCUGGAGCUGGAUUUGAUGGACACCACCACCAACGACGUGUUCUCGUUUCUCUUCAACAACGACGACCUGAACGCAUCAUUCGUUGUGCCAAGUACGGUUCCCAGCCUGGAUACCCCCAUGGAUCUGUCUUCAUUCAAUCCCCUGAGCAGCCCUGACGCAUCCGACGCACCUACCCCGACCGAUAUUUGCAGUGCUACUACCAGCAUUAGCACAAACACAAGCAUAGACACCAGCAUCAUUCGUGACACAGACAUCAACAGUAUCAAGAAAACACAACAAGAUGAUAUCCAGAUGUUGCUCGCAAUGAACCGUCAGCUGCAAGAACAGCUGCGACUGCAACAGCAGCAACAACAUCUUCUGCUUCAGGAACAGCAACGCCUGCAAGAAAAGCAAUUAUCUCAGUCUUCAGUGACCACGGAUACUGUCAAUGCGCAGACAUCGGUCAUCGAUAAUAGCGCCAUUGUUGCGCAACUGAUCACUGCUAACUCACUUUCUGCCAUGCCAACUACACCGGUAGUUGCUGCAGUACCGGUAUCAGCGCCUAAGGGCCCGAAGACAGCGGCUCCUGAACCAAGCACCACAUCGAUUGCAACCGCAUUUGCGGCUGCCGAUGCACAGAGUAAGGGCGACUCUCUAAGGCCAAUUGUCAACUACUGCAUUACACAAUUCAUUUUUGUCUAACCUUGUAUGGUCACCAUUUGGUUCCAGUCGCAGCUCUCCUCAGUUCUUCC